Messenger RNA from Calypte anna (Anna's hummingbird), 1937 nucleotides. RefSeq names its product glycerophosphodiester phosphodiesterase 1 (gene GDE1). Lineage: Eukaryota; Metazoa; Chordata; Aves; Apodiformes; Trochilidae. The transcript is spliced from 6 exons. Gene Ontology annotation, biological process: lipid metabolic process. The record is from RefSeq and is a predicted model, not a curated record. Bases 111 to 1100 code for a protein of 329 amino acids. Gene Ontology annotation, molecular function: phosphoric diester hydrolase activity.
GGCGGUGCCGGCGUUCCCCUGGCCCGGCGGGGAGGCCGCGGUGUCCGUGCCGGUGCCCGGUACGGGCGCGUCCUCUCCGGUGCGGCCCGGUGGGCGCUGCCGCCGCCGCCAUGUUGUGUUACACGGAGUCCCUGCUGGGCUCCCUCACGAUGCUGCUGGGGGCGGUGCUGGCGCUGAGCCGCAGCCCGGCGAUAGCCUGCCUGCUGACGGCCGGCCUCUACCUGGCGCUGCACAUCUUCAGCCUGGAGCCCGCCGCGCCUCAGACCGCACAGCGCAUCCUGCGGCCCCGCGGCACCGUCGCACGCAUCGCCCACCGCGGCGGCGCCCACGACGCGCCCGAGAACACGCUGGCGGCCAUCAGAAAGGCAGCUGAGAAUGGAGCAUCGGGUGUUGAGCUGGACCUUGGAUUUACUGCAGAUGGUGUUCCCAUUCUCAUGCAUGAUGAAACAGUAGAAAGGACAACUGAUGGGUCUGGAAGAUUGUGUGAACUGACUUUUGCUGAAAUUAGGAGGCUUAAUCCAUCUGCAAAACAUCGGCUAUGGAAUGAAUUCCAGGGUGAAAAGGUGCCAACUCUGAGAGAAGCUGUUGUGGAGUCAAUGCAUCACAAUCUUACCAUCUACUUUGAUGUCAAAGGCCGUGCAAAUCAGGCAGUUGACGCCCUGAAAAAAAUCUACCUGGAAUUCCCUCAUUUGUAUAACAGCAGCAUAGUCUGUUCUUUCAUGCCAGCUGUUGUUUAUAAGAUGAGACAAGUGGACAGAAAUGUUGUAACAGCCCUGACACACAGGCCUUGGCAACUGAGUCAUUUUGGAGAUGGGUCACCCCGUUUCAACUGCACCUGGAAACACUACUUAUAUGCUGCAAUGGAUGUCAUUCUAGAUUGGAGCCUGCACAGUUUCUUGUGGCGUUUGUGUGGGGUUUCAGCUUUCCUCAUACAGAAAAACUUUAUUUCUCAGCAGUACGUGGAACACUGGUCUUCAAAAGGAAUUCAAGUGGUUGCCUGGACAGUGAACACAUUUGCUGAAAAAAACUACUAUGAAACUGUCCUUCAGUCCAGCUACAUCACUGACAGCUUGGUGGAAGACUGCGAGCCUCAUUUGUAACCUGGUGGUCUGCAGACACUCAGCAGCCUCAAGAAGUGAGCUCACCCAGGCAGGCCUGAAUUCACCAUUGAGAGGGGAUCCAGUGGUGCACACAGGGCAAUUAACAGCAGUUCUGGGGAAGGGAGGAGCAGUGGUUUAUGUCUGCUGUAUGGUCACAUCUUGAAUGCAGAAGAUCCCUCUGCUGCAGACAUUCAGAGUCUGAGGCUGCACUGCAGUGUGAAAGGAUCAGAUCUGUCAGGCUAACUGGGCACCGUGCUACAUGUGUAGGGUGCUUUGUAACUCAGACUAUUCCUUUGCUUUGUUUAAAUUUUUGUUUUCAAGUCAAUAUCAAUUUUUGGUGGCAACAUUUAAAAUCACAGAUUGAUUUUACUAAUUUAAACAGUCUGUUCUACAAUUGUGUAAUAACUUGAGGCUGAUUGAUGGCGUCUUAAACGUCUACAUUGCUGUUCUAAAAAACAGAACCUGUAACUAAUGGUGCCAAAAUCAAGGUUGGGUGUUUUUCCCUUCUGCAUGAAAGAUGUCUCUGCUGCAUCUGGACAAGGAAAAAAGAGACAGCUUUCUGCAUUCAAUGUGAAGACCACGACCAUUAAUUAAAACUUGAGUGUCUUCUUUUCUCCCCCGUUUUUGAAGAGCCAAGGGAGGAAAGGUUAUUUCCUCUAAUGACACAGAAUGUAUUUAUUUUAAAAAGAAAGCUAUGUAUUGAAUUCUGGCAGAGCUGAAAUGGCUUUUUACUUUGUUUUUUGCAUGACUGAAGGGCACUCACAAGGAUAUGUAGGAAACUAAUCCAGAUUCCACUUGAAAUUAAGAGUCUGCAGUUACAAUAAAAAAUAUCUAAUA